Messenger RNA from Knipowitschia caucasica, 1380 nucleotides. The record is from the annotation of a GenBank genome assembly. Lineage: Eukaryota; Metazoa; Chordata; Actinopteri; Gobiiformes; Gobiidae.
AUGAAUCACAAAGAACACCGUACCCUCCGCCGGGCCUUGGAACGAGAGCAGGCACAGUCCCAAACGAAUGCAGAGGACGCUGGUGAGGAGGUUCAGCAAGAGGUGGGUCCUUCCACUUCAAACAUGGAGCCACAGGUUCAGCAAGAACAACCUGAAGUCCAUGAAGAAUCCACAAACCAGAAUCCGACUGAUCGAUCCCGAGAGGAAAUAGACCGGCUUAAACUGCGUGUACAAAUGGAAUAUGAGGAGAGGUACAAGGCCCACGUGAUUAUUGCAACAAUGACGUCACAGCACACGGAACAACUGAAAGCUAAAGACGCUAUAAUCCGUCGUCUCAGAAAAGGGAAAAAUUAUGUGUUUAGUGGCCUCCACGAAAAGGCCCAGCAGGCGGUACAGGACGAGAUUCGACACCAGGCUACUGCCAACUCUUUCCUCCGCGGGCAAGUGGAAAGUUUAAAGAGCCAGAACCAGGCUAAUGUCCAGUCUCUCCAGGACCAGAUCUCUAUUUUAAAUCAGGAACUGAAAAAGGAGCAGGAGGAGAAUAAAAACCUGAAGUCCUCCUUAGAGAUCAUGGAAGCCCUGGAGAGGGAGAGGCAGCAGCUGACAACAGAGGUGUCAGGCCUGAAGCGAGCUCUGGGUGAUAAUCAAACUCUGCAGCAGGAGAAGGUGGACCUACAGUCUGCAGUGAAAGACCUGAGGGUAAACCUGAGCCAGGAGAAGAAAGUCACUGACGUCCUCCGCUCAAAAGUGAAUGAUCUCAGCCACAAGAUACAGGAGCAGGAGGAGAUAAGUCAGGCUUUGAACCAGAAAGUCAUAACACAGACGAGUACUUUCAGGACUGCAAUCGAGAGAUGUCAAACUGCCAUCACCUGUGCUGCGGCUCAAAAAGAUCAACUCGCAGUGACAGUGGACAACACUAAACAGGAAAUGGAGGUAUUGAAACUCAAACACUCAGAUGAGAUGAGUGCAGAGCAGCAGCAGAGGAGCCUCCUGCAGGAGAGGAUUGAGGAGCUGUCGAAGGCUCUGAGCGCCUCAGACCUGGAGAACCACCGUGCCGCCUCUGCCGAAGCAGAGACUGGAGCUGCAGGAGGCUCUCAGAGCAAAAGAGGAGCUGCAGGAAACUCUCAGAACAAAGGAGGAGGAGCUGCAGGAGACUACCAGUCAGAAGAGGAGGAGGGUCUGCUGUGGCUGUUAAGCGUAAGACGAGGUGUUAGAGUUCCACACACAGACCAGGAGACAGUACGUCCUGAGGACUCAGUCCGGGCCGAUCCGAUCCAUGUUUCUCACAGGCCCUUGGACCAUCCCUGCUGUGAGGGAGCAGCUGAAAAGUCGAACCUCUGCUUCAACAACAGGUCCAUCCUCUGGAGAGAACAGAUCUGA